Sitophilus oryzae (rice weevil) is the source of this 2037-nucleotide messenger RNA. Its product is annotated as STAM-binding protein-like A. NCBI's taxonomy places the organism in Eukaryota, Metazoa, Arthropoda, Insecta, Coleoptera, Curculionidae. Bases 192 to 1397 code for a protein of 401 amino acids. Gene Ontology annotation, cellular component: endosome; membrane. The transcript is spliced from 8 exons. Gene Ontology annotation, molecular function: K63-linked deubiquitinase activity; protein binding; metal-dependent deubiquitinase activity. Gene Ontology annotation, biological process: protein K63-linked deubiquitination. The record is from RefSeq and is a predicted model, not a curated record.
UUUAAACGUCAGUUUGACAGCUUACCUAACCUAAGAUUCUGGUCGAAUCAAAACAAUCUGAAUAAUUACCUUUAAUAAAACUUUUUUCUGAGUCAUACGGCUGUAAUUAUGUUAUAAAGCCAUAUAAUGAUUAUCGGCCUAAAGACUCGUAAGCUAUAAAUCAAAAUAGAGUUAUAGAUUUGUGCGUCAGCAUGGCCGAAAGUGCGAUUUCUAGCAUUUUGGACAGCAUCGAGCCCCAAGAACGUUUAAAACGGUUGAUUGAUUUCAGUAAUUUGAUUCAGGUUGAGCCUCAUAUUCCCCCAAUAAGGUAUUACCGGUCAGGUUUAGAAAUGGUUCGGAUGGCCAAUGUUUACUACAAAGAGGAAAAUUUCGAGAACGCCUAUUGUUUGUAUUUAAAGUUUAUGACUUUGUUUCUGGAGAAAAUCAGGAAACAUCCCGAUUUUAACACUGUGCCCGCGAAUAUGAGGUCUGCUAUCCAGGCUAAGUUAAGGGAAGUGUUGCCUAGAGCGGAAAAAUUGAAGGAAAAGUUGUUAGAAGUUUAUAGGCAAGAUUAUGAGAAAUACUGUGCGCAUUUGCUAAAGCUGCAAGACGACGAGAAUGAGCGGAGAAGACGUGAGAAUUUAGCUAAAAAAGAUCAGCAGAAAUCGAAAAAACCGGCUGUCUUACCGUCUGACUUUCUGACAGCCAAUAUUCCAGGGUCCAUUGACAGUGUCAAUUAUCCCGAUCCAAAUGUUCCAACGCCUAAACCUUCAGCGCCUGAACUUCCACCUCCAUAUGAAUCUGACUUUUGUUUUCCAACAACGCCAGCUUUUGAUCGAAGUAAAAAACCGUCAGAUCAUAUUAUUGCCAGCGAUAAAUACGAUAGCGGAGCUCUAAAAACAGUUGUAGUGCCUGGUAGAGUUAUGUCUUCUUUCGAAAAUAUGGCCCAAAGUAACACAAACAAAAAUAUAGAAACUUGCGGUAUACUUGCAGGAAAACUAGAAAAGAAUCAAUUAAUUAUUACCCAUAUGAUAAUUCCUAAGCAGACUGGUACCUCAGAUUCUUGUACAACAAAAAACGAAGAAGAGCUUUUUGAUUACCAGGAUCAACAUAACUUAAUAACAAUCGGAUGGAUCCAUACUCAUCCUACACAAACUGCGUUUUUAUCGAGUGUGGAUCUUCACACGCAUUGUCCUUACCAAUUAUUGAUGCCCGAAGCUAUUGCCAUUGUGUGUUCACCAAAAUACAAAGAGACUGGAUUUUUUAUUCUGACACCAAACUAUGGACUACAGUACAUAGCAAACUGUAGAAACGCGGGGUUCCAUCCACAUCCGUCAGAUCCACCUUUGUUUAAGAAAGCGGAUCAUGUGCGUAUUGAUAAUGGUGCCCAUUUAGAAGUUCUGGAUCUACGUAAAUAGUAUUUUUUUUGAGAAAGUACUAUUCAUUUAUUGUUUUAAAGCACACACUUUGUUGUAUACUUAGUUUUUGAUGCAUUUAUAUAUGUGUGUUUGUGAAAGUCUUGUUAAAAACUGACAUAAAAAUAAUCAAAAUAAUUUCUAAACUAAUAUUUUAUAUUGCACGAUAUUAUCUACAGGGUGUCUUAAAUGUAUUCAAACGCGAACAAAACGAACUAGUAAAAUAGUAAAACUAUUUUUACAGCUAUAAUAAAAUAAUUCUAAAGAAAUCUCUUAACGAAUAUUGUAUACAGGGAAUUCCAAUCUUCCGUGGGAAUAGAAAAACUACGUAUUUUUUAAAUCAAAAUAAGUUCAUUGGACACAAUUUAGCUCUAUGCAAAAGUGCUUCGUUUGUCCGUUAGUGGGCAUCAAACUUUAUAAGAAUAAACACAUUUUUUAAGAUAUUUUAAGAAUCCAUAUUCCGAUUUGGGGUGCCAAAGAAAAAAUACGUAGUAGUUCGAUGUCUACGGAAUAUUGGGACACCCUGUAUUUUUAUGUUGUCUCGCUAGAUAGUAAUUUAUGUAGUUUUUUAAUUGAUUACCUCACUGUGAUGUUAAGCUUAGUUUUUUUGCUGUACUAGUGAUAAUAAAAAGCAUAUUCUAUU